Molecule: messenger RNA, 2151 nt
Organism: Truncatella angustata
Lineage: Eukaryota; Fungi; Ascomycota; Sordariomycetes; Amphisphaeriales; Sporocadaceae
Exons: 3
Coding region: 1-2151 (716 amino acids)
Biological process (GO): regulation of DNA-templated transcription
Cellular component (GO): nucleus
Molecular function (GO): DNA-binding transcription factor activity, RNA polymerase II-specific; zinc ion binding; transcription cis-regulatory region binding
Source: RefSeq, a predicted model, not a curated record
AUGGAUGCUCAAAGUCUCAUCGGCGCCGCAUCCGCGUCGUUAAGCCCGACCUCGCCCGUCAGUGUCCGCCAUGGCCCGUCCAUAAAGAGAAAGAGAAGUCUCGGCGGCCUAGACAGCAGUCCCGGCAGUGAUGUUGGCGACAACGAAGACCAAUCCUUGCUGGAACGCGAGAAGAAGCGGCAGCCUGGUGUCAAGCGGGCCUGCAAUGAGUGCCGGCAGCAGAAGUUACGUUGCGACGUGGUGCAAGAUCCCUUCGCGAGUUGCUCGAGGUGCAAUCGUCUGAAGCUCGAGUGCAAGAUCGAGUCAAACUUCAAGCGCAUAGGCAAAAGGUCCAAACAUGCCGAAAUGGAAAAGGAGAUUGACCGUUUGCGACGCAACAUCAAUAUGGCCCGUCAGCAAGGUUUUGCUGUGGAAGAUGAUGACGAUCAACAACAACACUCCCAGUUGCAAUCCCCGAUUGCCAACAGUGCUUACUCGCAUACACGGAACCCAUCUCUCAUGGGAUCUGACGAGGCAGUCAACUCCUUGUUGACCUUGAAGCGGGGUGGUUCAUAUAGUGUUGCGCCGACGCACUACGCUUACGAACUCGAGACAGUCCGAUUAACCGAUCAGGACGUUAGUGGAUUAUUCCAGGAAUUCUUCGCUCACUACCAUCCUUUCCUACCAUUUCUGCACCCGGAGCAACCCCCCGAUCUCUACUUUCAGCAGCAUGCGCUACUGUUCUGGACCAUCAUAGCAAUUGCCUCGCGGCGUUAUCGUGCCAAGCCUAUCCUACAUGAACUUGCUGGCGGUCCCUUCCAUCGACUCCUCUGGGGCACGGUUGGUGAUGUCCCAAACAGUUACUUCGUCGUUAAAGCUCUGUGUCUUAUUUGCACAUGGCCGCUUCCGACAAGCACAACCACAGCCGAUCCGACGCACAUUCUCUGUGGUGUCAUGAUGAAAGCAGCUACUGGCAUAGGCCUCCACCGACCGAGCCACACACAAGAUUUCUCUCGGGUCUCUGUGGAGCUAAACAAGGAACAACUUCAUGAUCGGGUGACCACAUGGGCCGUUUGCAACAUCGUCGCCCAACAUGUCGGAACGGGCUACGGCCAACCUGCUUCUAGUUUGUACGAUUGGACGCUUGCUAUUCGCCCUGGCGAAGAAGGUCCGUUCACCCUCAGCACGGAGCUGGCAGCCAGACUUAGGAUCGAAAGAUUCUGCGACAAAGUCUCGAAAGAAAUGUACAGCAAUGCUAGCGAUCCCCGGGGCGUGGCCGGCGACGAGCACCGAGCCAUGUUGAUGCGCGUUUACCGUCGCGACUAUCAGGAACUGCAGGCGUCUAUCAUGUCGCAACACUUGUCACCCAUCGUCGAAGCUCACCUCAAAGCUGCAGCUGUGCACCUGCGACUGGCUGGCUUCUUUGACUCAAGCAAAACGCCCGGCUACAUGGACGAUUUGAUGGGACUUUGGCGAGCGAUCACCAGUUUUCUAGAUCUACUUUUCCUUCCAGAAAACGAAUUUGUUCUGCUGUAUUCCACCAACUACGUACAGCAAAUGCUUGUAGCAGCUGGUUUCGCUCUCCUGAAGUUGAUGCGAUCUUUCUUUGUAAAGACAACGUCAGAUUUCGGCCGUGGCAGAGAACUGUUCCACAAGACUAUCUUGGGGAUCAGAAAAACUAGCAUUCAGAACAAUGAUCUUCAAUGGAGGUUGGCUGAGCUCAUGGUCCAAAUGUGGAACGGAGCAAAGAUCGACCAAACAAAAACUUCUUAUCAUGAGACAGAUCCUUUGGAGCUUGAUGACAGCCUGCAACUCAAGGUUCGUUGUAGGCACAGCAUGAGUCUUGUGUACGACUCGAUAUGGCGCUGGAGAGAGGACUAUCAAGCACAAGGUCGUGGUACACUUGACUCUAACGAGUCAUCAGCGUCAUCAACACACCUAGACAGUACUCUUAUGGCUCCUCAGAACAACAUGCCCAAUCUUAUGGCUGCUAAUGGUGCAUUGACGCCGAAUGCUAACAGCGGUGUGAGUGCUGGCCCUAGCAGCCUGAUGGCAGGCAUGGGUCCAUAUAGUGGUGAUCCCAACUACGACUUUUUUGACCCGCAACAUUGGAUGUUGGAUGGGCUGCUUGACUUCAAUUACAACUAUCCACAACCCCUUGAGGGCAUGUAG